Molecule: messenger RNA, 7082 nt
Organism: Girardinichthys multiradiatus
Lineage: Eukaryota; Metazoa; Chordata; Actinopteri; Cyprinodontiformes; Goodeidae
Gene: st8sia1
Product: ST8 alpha-N-acetyl-neuraminide alpha-2,8-sialyltransferase 1
Exons: 5
Coding region: 3359-4366 (335 amino acids)
Biological process (GO): N-glycan processing; oligosaccharide metabolic process
Molecular function (GO): alpha-N-acetylneuraminate alpha-2,8-sialyltransferase activity
Source: RefSeq, a predicted model, not a curated record
AAAUCAACAGCCCUGAUACAACUCGCUCUCCCAAUUCAACAAUCUUCACCUAAUCAAACAUGCAAAGUUCUGGUGUUGAAUGAAGCUUUGGGAGCAGCCCACCAGAAUGUAGCUCAAUAUAACACAAACACAGGGUCAUAAACCCUCCACCAAAGUUGUAAACUCAGUGGACAAAGGAUCAUAAAAUGGUAAAUUUCAACAUGAGGUUAUUAUAGCAGUUCAGUGUUACAGCGCACCUGCGCCAGGUGUCACACAGUAAAAGCACAACAUGAGAAGCUCGGCGGCUUCAAAGUCCAGUGAUAAUCAACGUUCAAUAACACUUGGCAUGCAAAUACACUUCGAACACAUUAGACUACAAGUGACAAUUCUAAGUCGCCCUAAAAUCCUACUCUAUGCUGUCCAAGCUAUUUCUAAUAAAGAAAUAAAAAUAAAAGAACGGAUUUUACUUGAUGUUGUCUCCUCUGAGCAGAGGGAGAGAGAAGGAGGCGGGGAAAGAGUUUCCACGCGUCCGGGGGUAACUCAGGAGAUCGGUCUGUCUUCGUCCUUUUCGGCCUCCUUGGCAGAAAGGUGAAAAAUAUGACGGACCGUCACAAGUCAACUAGAACAAAAAAAAACAAGGAGGAAAAAUUGCAUCUCCUUGAAAACUCCGUGUUUUUUUUGGUUACGUGUUAAAUCCAUGUCCUCGACCGGUAAAGUUGAAAACUCCGGGCCUUUCUAUUCCCGGAGCCUCUCAUUGGCCAACGGGGAAUGAAUGAAAGUCCACGUGGGAUUUCUUCUCCAGAGUGAUGCUCCAGUUGCGUGGUAAACGCGUCUUGGUUUCCAGCGUGAAAAGCCAUGUUGGGCGUCUCCGGUGCCCUUACAUAGUCCACUGUGACAUCAGAGCUGCGACGCCCCCGUCCUAUCAACCGCGGUACCCGCUGGGAUUUGUAGUAGCGGACUAUCCUGGGGUACACAAUGGCUGAUGACGCUGAACAGCACAGUGGCGUCCAGUAACGUGCAAAUUGUCCAAUAUUCAGUAAACAAAUGGUCCAACAACAGAAUUGGAUUUAUAAUCUUUUUAGUUGCACAUUUUUUUUUUGUUAGUUCUUGAAAGACUGUCUGCCAUGGUUCUAUGUUUGUUCUUAUGUCAUAAAAAUAUGCUAAUAAGUUGCAGGCAUCUAGAUGGCCUUGGUUUUAUUCACCUGUUAGAGAUUAGGUGGCACAAAAUAAAUAUGAUCCAAAGAAAUGCAGUGGUCACUACUUUUUGUAGUGCACUGUUUAUUCUUGAAAGACCAGAACCUUCUGAGCAGGACCAGCGAUUUUAGUAAUUUGAGGGAAGAUGUUAUUCGGACAUUUUAAAUGUUUGUAAAUAGAUAAAAGAGUUUUUUGCUGUUUUUACACAUUUGAUGUAAAUGCAACAUCAAACUUGGACCUUGUUGUAAAAUGUAGAAGAACAAGAAUCAAACAUGGACCAUAAACAGUGCCACCAGAACUGCACACUACAUAUUAGAGCAGAAACAAAGCAAUGGAGUCAAGGGAAUUAUCUGUCUGACCUGGGGAAGAAUACCAAAAAUGUCAGAAACAUUGAACACAGCGUGAAAAACAGCACUUUGGGCCUCCAUUAUUUGCAAAUGAAAGAAGAUCCACUAGAACUAUCCCUUGAUCUGGCAACCCAGCCCAAUAAAUCUGGGAAGAAGGGACUUGGUCCGAGAGAUGAACAAGAACCCACUGAUCACUAAAAUGAACUCCAGCGUUCCCCUGCGGAGAUAGAUCCUUCCAGGAUAUCAACCAUAGCAAAAACACUCCACCAGUUAAACCUGUAUGGUAAUAAUAAUACAAUUAUUUCAUAGUUCCUGUGCUUUAAAAUAAUUUAAACCAUUACUAUAGUCGAUGAAAUUGAUUUUAACAUCUGAUUGGUAGGGCAGCACAUCGUGAGGGGAAAACGUAAUCCAUUAGUUGCACCCAAAACUUUCUUUUUACAGUCAUGGCAAUUGUGUCCCUUAUUAUGUGCACAUUGCAGGUAUCGUGAGAAAAUGCUGCUGUGCACCAUGGCUGUUUUGGUGUUUUUUUUUCUAAGAGUUUGUUCAAAAUGCAAAAUAUUUAACAGUUUAGACCUCAACUGUACACUGAACAGAGGUUUUGAAAAACAGAACUUGAUUAAACUAAACUUUAUUCUAUUUGUAAAAACUUAACAAAGAGCAAUUUUAACACUUUAUUGUGUUGCUCCACCUUUAAUUUGGAAGUGCAAGAAAAAUACAAUAGACUGCUUAAAACUGGACUGAUUUAUUUAAUAGUAACUGGAGAUGUUCUCAAUAGAGAAUGUGAAGAUUUUAGUAAAACAUGGUGGUGGUAGUGUUAUGCUUUGGGACGUCUAACCAGCUUGGGCACAACAGCAAGUUCCUAUCUAAAUAUCUUGAAAGAAGCUUUUAGAACGGCCAGGUCAAAUUUUGGACCUAAACCCAAUUGUGAGACUGUACGAUGACCUAAACCAGGCCGUUCCUGUUUAAAAACCUGUUUCACUGAACAAUAUAUCCGUUUAUAUUUAUCUAUCUGGAUCCAUAUGUUUCAGUCCUUAAUGCUUCUGAGAAGUUGCGUCAGUUAAACGGGCUUGGUUAGAAAAGUGUGUAUGGUUGUACCUGAUAUGGAAGAAGGAGGAGCUUGCCCAGUGUGCCACUCAUUCAAGCACCGCCUUUGCUUUUGGGUUCUGGUUGUUGGGAGCAGAUGAUAGCUAAAUACAAGGGGUUUCUGCGCUUGCUUUUACUUUGAAAGCCACAUUUUUUUCUCCUCCUCCCCAAUUUCAUCCGCCUUUACGCACCUCCAUCCACACAAGAAGUACUUUGUCUCAUCGGAAGUGGGGUGUUGAUAGGAGAAAGAGGAAGGACUGGCCCAGUCCAUCUGUGCCGCAAACCUGCCUUCAUUAAGGCUAGCAAGGACCCCGAGAAGGGCCCCGUAAGAACAGUGGCUUUUCAGUGCUGGAGGUCGAGUUGGGGUAACAAGGACAGACCGGGAUGCAACAGAAAACCGGGCUUGGAAGGGGGCCCGUCUGAUUCCUCAUAACAAGCGGGUCUGGAAUGAUGGUGGUGAUGCAUCCCCAGCAGAGCGACGGAUUCCCGCAGAAGCCGACACACUCCACAACAGCCCCACAGCCGAGCGUGAACAGCGCCAGGGGAAGACGCCUCAGCUUCUCUCAUAAAUCAGAGCGUGUUUAAGUUAAAACUGGAUUUCCAGACCGAUGCAUAGACCAAACAACCGGAUAACCGAGCACCGUGUACUCUAGUUCAUGCUCCAUCUCGGGAUGCGACGCAGGGAGCAGCUCUGAUCCUGCGUUUUAAAGGUUUGUGACGCGCCGCUGCUGCUUUGACACAAGACGGAGGGGAAGAUGUUGGCGCGAUGCUACCGGUGCAAGCUGUCGGUGUGGGCCGCUCUGUGCGUGCUGGUGCUUGGCUGGUUCUACGUGUUCCCCGUCUACAGACUCCCCAGCGACAAAGAGAUUGUGGAGGAGGUGCUGGGGCUGGGGGAAGUGUGGCAGAAGAACCAGACGGGCAUCGAUUUGUACAGGAACCUGCUGACAGAAUGCUGCAAUCCAAGGUGGAUGUUUGCAGUGACGAAGGAGAACUCUCCUAUUGGCAAGGUCCUGUGGUACGAUGGAGAGUUUUACCACUCACACUCUGUCAGCAACAAGACCUACUCACUUUUUGUGCAGAGCAACCCUUUGAAGCUGCCCCUGAAAAAGUGUGCUGUGGUGGGCAAUGGCGGCAUCCUCAGGCACAGCAAAUGUGGACGGGACAUUGACCAGGCUGACUUUAUCAUGCGAUGCAACCUUCCACCACUCAGAAAGGAAUAUGUGAAGGACGUGGGAACCAGAACCCACCUGGUCACUGCCAACCCAAGCAUCAUUGAGAAAAGAUUCCAGAAUCUUCUGUGGUCCAGAAAAGAUUUUGUAGAUAAAAUGAAGGUAUACGGCUCCAGCUUCAUCUACAUGCCAGCGUUUUCCAUGAAACCUGGUACCGACCCCUCACUCCGGGCGUACUAUGCCCUCGCAGACUCUUCCUCCAAUCUCACGAUGCUCUUUGCGAACCCCGAGUUCCUGCGCAGCGUGGGUAAAUUCUGGAAAGCCCGUGGCAUUCAUGCCAAACGCCUCUCUACAGGGCUCUUUCUUGUCAGCCUGGCCCUGGGGCUGUGCGACGAGGUGACAGCUUAUGGCUUCUGGCCAUUCUCCGUUGACCUGGAUAAGCAGCCCAUCAGCCACCAUUACUAUGACAACAUCCUGCCCUAUAAGUGGUUCCACGCCAUGCCAGAAGAGUUCAUCCAGCUUUGGCACCUACACAAAAGCGGCACUCUACGCAUGAGGGUGGGACACUGUCCAUCUCAGAAUGAAGGGAGUUAAAGCAGCUAAUGCAUUCACUAAUGUCAGUGGGUUUAUGGUAAGCAAAAAGAGAGAUUUAGAUUGCAAAAUAACACAGAAGGAAGAUUAUAUGAGCUAAUAUUUCUUCAGGGAAUUACUCGCACUGCACCCAUGUUGACACUAUUUCCCUGCUUUUCUCCUGUUUUAUCCCCAAUCAUCAUAAGAAUGUAUAUUCCCUGACACACAUACACGCACACACACAUACAUCCACGUAAAGUUUGUAUACAUUCCCAAAACUUGCCAUACGUUUGUCCUUGUGUGUGGACAGUGUGCGCAUGUUUGUGUGUUUGCACGGGAAGCCUCAGCUGUGAAAGGGAGAUGGGGGAUGGAUUUUCCUGUUGACGGAUACAUGUGGCAGCUGGACCAAACCCUCAUCUGGGUCUCUGUAAGUAGACAGAGGAAGCGAAAGACCAAGCAGGAAAAAUAAAUGCACUGAAAAGGCCGCUGAAAUACAGGGAACAAUAGAAAAAUAAUGGUGUCUUGUAGCUAGCAGCUUGAAAAGAAGUGGUAAUUGAGCAAGCGGAAAAAAGAGGUUUGUCGGGGUGGAAUCUCAGUUUUUUUCAACCAUGCGCAUGAUUGGCGUUGUCUUUGGUCCCAAGCAGAGUUUUAGUACAAUGCGGGAGCCAUUAAAAACUGAAUCCUAUGAACUAAAUCCCCUAGAAUAUUUAGCCAAGCUGCAUUUUAAACCUUUAAUCUAAAAGGGAAAAUCUGUUGUUGUAUAUCUUGUUUUUGUUUGCCAAAUGUGAUAUUAUUUUUCUUAGGUUUCAUGUGAAUUCUGUUCCUGGUUUAUCAAGGCAAAAAAAAUACUGUUCCACCAAAACCAAUGUGUACACAUAGGUACCUCAACUCUCACUUGACUCAUAAUGUUUAACUUUUUGGUACACUCAAACAGAAGCAGGCUGUCUAGUUUAAGAUCACAGUCUAACUCACUUCUUCAGAGUCUGGUGGAAGUCAUCUCUUAGUAUCUGGACUAUACUUGUCAAGUGCCAAACCAGGGCAACAGUGGACUCUUUGUUACGCUUCCUGCUCAGUCCUUGUGCUACUUGUGCUUUGAAAUGAGGAGACACUGAUAUAAAGAGGGUCACUGACAGAUGAGGAGGACUCGGUGACAGAAAGUGGGCUUUUAUUCAGUGUUGCUAUUUCCCAUUAGAUGUAAGAUACCUUAAUGAGUAAACAGUGAACCUCUUAAUUUAUUGAUCAUUUUGUCUCAGGCAAACCUGAGCCUUUGUCUUAUACUUCUCUUAUGAUAUUGUGUGUUUUUUUUUGCCUUCUUGUUUUAACAACAGAAAGAUUACAUUUUGAAGUCAACACAACCGGCAUAUUUUUUGUACUUGCAAAGUCUUGCAGAUGGGAGACAUUAUUUAUCUGAAGAUGUCUUCACUCUCAUAUUUGUUAUUGUGCCAUACUGGUUGUUUUGCAAUAAUGGAGAACUCUGCAUGAGUAAAGCAGGAUGUUGACCACCGUUCUUUCUACUGGAGGUACCAAACAUGUUUGUACGUUAGUGCUUUAUGUUCUUAUCUGCUCUACUGUAAGGCUGAAUAAGGUACAGUGCCUUUUUAGAGGAAUUAAAGGAGAAGUUCUUGAAAAUUAUUCACUUAUGUGGCUGAUGUGAUUCAGUCGGUGAUGCUUACUUUUCAGUAUUCAGCGCUGUAGAAAAAAGCAUGUUGACCACAUUCAUAAAGGCAGCUGGCAUGAGCCCCUUGUAGCUUUGCGAAGAGAAAUUAGUUACUGGUAACAAAAAUGUUGCUAUCUGCAUAAAAUACAUAUAUCAUCAUACUUACAAUUUUUCCUGCUGAAGUUAAUAAAAAGACCCGUGGACACCAGCAGACGUUUUUGUACUGAUUGAGAACAUGUAAAAGCAAAAACCACAGUGAAGCAACACAUUUUCUCACCUGUAAACCUUUAUCCUUAUAAACAACACCCAUGGUCAGCUUAAUGGUCUGGCUGCUGACUCCCAUAGAGCUGUUUGUUGUAUGGGUGCCAUGAACUACAUUGUGUUCUUGUCCUUCCACUUUGUGCUGUUGCUAUAUAUAUUUAAAGCAAUGACAGGAGAAACAGGCAGAGCAAAGGUUUGAUGGUCGGGAGUAAAACACCAAACAGCUGCAUCAAGGACUAAUACCCUAGUUAUAUGGGGUGUACAAUCAAAUGCUACGUCAUUGGCCGCACCACAAAAUUGUAUUUAACACAGAAAUUGGCAUUGGUGUGAUCGCAACUGCUUUUAGUCCAAAGCAGAAGCAUUGGAGGAAACUUUAUAAAUAUACAGGUUUUCUGUCACUUAAAUAUCUUAAUAAUUACCAUUUAAACAUUUUCCUGCAGGAUACCAUAUAGCUGCCAUGGGCUAGGUUUUAUCUAAGAAUCUUUUUUUUAUUAUUAUUUAACUGAAUGUUGCUCAGGCUAAUUACACUGAUAGAUUUAUGUGCUGUUUUCUCUAACUUUUCGUUAGCCUGAAAUGCUACGUCCUGACGACGGAUAAACCACAUAUAGUUGCAAUAAUGACAAGUAAAACUGAAUUCUCUUUCAACUGAAAACCGUUAUUUAAAUAGACGAUAGUCCAUAUCUAAGGCGGAGCAUGUGUGUUUAAUUUUCUUUUGUCUAAGGUUUAUAAUCCCAUGUGUUAUGUGAAUUUUACUUUAUUGUGAAUUAUACAACGUUGAGUAAAAUUGUAAACUUUCUAAACAAUAAAAAAUCAUAAAUAGUU